Molecule: messenger RNA, 405 nt
Organism: Baudoinia panamericana UAMH 10762
Lineage: Eukaryota; Fungi; Ascomycota; Dothideomycetes; Mycosphaerellales; Teratosphaeriaceae
Exons: 1
Coding region: 122-376 (84 amino acids)
Source: RefSeq, a predicted model, not a curated record
UGACGGACAUCUCGUGAGCAGAACCUUAUCGGGAUGCUGUGCUCUGGUAGCAUCAGUCUGGUCAGAAGUGGCCACCAAAUAGCAUCUAGGAUACUAUCUUUGAUGUUGACUCCGUGACCAAAUGACGCGCCUCCCGCCUAUGGAUGCUGUAGAGUUGAAACCCUUCCUUUCCCGACUUUCCAACUCGAUUACCGAACCACUCACAAAACCAUACCAACAGUACCAACAACACACAAUCACCAUGCCUUGGUGGACGGAGAAGAGAAAGCCCGGCUUUCCCCAGCGAAAGCUCUGCCUUUGCCACCCGAAGGUGGCAUUUGCCAACGCAGAGAUCCGUUCGGGGUUUUUCGAAGUCCUCUCUACCGUUGUAGAAUAGGACGAAGAAGAUGAGUGUAAGCAUUGAUC